CGCGAGUCUUACACAAACUCGCCUUUCGCCCUACAGCGUGCUCAAGCUGAUGUGACAAACCUUGCUUAUACCCUUGCAUAACUUAGAAGCAGCUUUUGGGCUUGAUCUUGGACCGCUUGGAUGCCUGCUCGGACGUACAAGCAUUAUGACUGCCCUGGCUUUGUCGUCCCUCGUUGGCCCACACAGAAAGAAGGGCUGAUGUCCGAGACCAUCAUUUGAGCUUCAUUCAAAAUGGGCAGCCGUCUCGACAAGAACUCAAACGUCGUGCGUAAGCGCAUCGAGGACCACACUUUCUCCGACGAAGCCGGCGAGGAGUACGAACCAAGCGCCUUCGGAGGCUUCGGCGACUACUUCCGUCGCAAGAAGAUCAAGCUUCAGAAUUUGGAUGCUGAACUCCGGCAAGGCAGCAGCAAGCCACAGAUCUUCAAAGGCGUCGUCGCCCACGUAUCUGGAUACACACAGCCGCCUCUGCACAUCUUACACAAGCAGCUGGUCGAACAUGGCGCCGGCUUUCUACAGUACCUGGACUCGAAGACCAUGGCCACCCACAUCAUCGCAUCGUCACUUACGCCCAAGAAGGCUACCGAGUUCAGUAGCUACAGGAUAGUGAAACCGGCCUGGGUCGUGGACUCGAUUGCUGCGGGCCGCAUGCUACCAUGGGACGAGUACAGAGUAAUCGAUGAGGGUCCCAGGCAGAAAGUCAUCAAGUUUGGGGAAGAUGGGAAAAUCGCGUCACAAGUGAACACACCGCGGAGGGGCUACCAUGACCAGAUUCAGAGCAGCUUCUACACAGGCCAAUUCAAAAAGCCAGCUACGGCCAACAUGGGCAGUCUGCCAAGCUCGUCCACCACGGUACAGACCCCGACGCCGUCCAAGUAUACUCCAUCUAGACUCAGGGCACCUGAACACAUCGAGGAUGACUAUGGCGGCGAUGUUCUGAAAGACCUUGAAAUGGUUGAGGCCAACACUUCAUCUCCCAUGCCUGAAGGACCUCCAGAGAAAGCCGUCGAUGGUGCCGUGGCGUCCAUAAAUGCUGAAAAUCCAGGGGUGGUCAAUGGGCCCGUCCGAACCGACGAGAGUUCACACCCACCCGCACCCGAUUCUCCCGCCACUGCAUACCACAACAAUGCCCUGACGUCCGAGGAGCACAACGCAUGGCUUCUGUCCGAUCCGAGACUGAGAAAAUCGUCUACCGCAAAUCCAGACUUCCUCAAGCAGUACUACUCGGAGAGUCGUCUGCAUCACUUAUCAACGUGGAAGGCAGAACUCAAGUCCAAAAUGCAAAGACUCGCUAGUGAAAAGGGCACCAGCACAGCCAAAGCUGUCAAGCGCCGACCUGGCUCCCGGCGUUAUGUCAUGCAUGUGGACUUUGAUAGUUUCUUUUGUACGGUCUCUCUCAAGAAUGCACCGGAGUAUGUCGACAAGCCAGCUGUGGUGGCACACGGCACUGGUACAGGAUCAGAGAUCGCUUCCUGUAACUAUCCUGCGCGGAAGUUUGGUGUCAAGAAUGGAAUGUGGAUGAAACGAGCCCUGGAACUGUGCCCAGACCUCAAGGUUCUACCCUAUGAUUUCCCUGCGUAUGAGGAAGCUAGUAGGCUGUUCUAUGAAGCAAUACUAGAAGUGGGUGGUAUUGUCCAGAGUGUCAGUAUCGACGAGGCUCUCGUUGAUAUCACUACGCUUGUCCUGGCUGGUUCGGGGUCGCAUGGCCACGGUGUCUCCGAGGGAAACGUUUGGAGAGAACAAGAGAAGGCGAAUCAGCUUGCUAGUGAUCUUCGCAAGCGAAUCAAGGAAAGAACGGGCUGUCAAGUCUCCGUUGGCAUCGGCGGAAACAUUCUCCUCGCCAAGGUCGCACUUCGCAAAGCGAAGCCUGCGGGCCAGUACCAAAUUAAGCCGGAGGAGGUCCUCGACUUUCUAGCCGAGCUUACGGUGGAAGACCUGCCAGGUGUAGCGCACAGCAUCGGCGGGAAGUUAGAGGAGGUUGGAAUCAAGCUGGUCAAGGAUAUUAGAGAAGUCUCGAAAGAGCGUCUGGUGUCUGUUCUUGGCCCCAAGACAGGCGAGAAAAUCUGGGAGUACUCGAGGGGCAUCGACCGCGCGGAAGUGGGCGACGUGUCCAUCCGCAAGUCUGUCUCAGCAGAAGUCAACUGGGGUAUCCGCUUUCUCAACCAACCCGAGGCCGAGGAAUUCGUCAUGAACCUCUGCAAAGAGCUGGAAAAACGUCUGUUGAACGAGGGUGUCAAGGGCACAAAUCUCACAAUGAAGAUAAUGCGACGGGCUCUAGACGCGCCACUGGACCCUGCAAAACACCUAGGCCAUGGGAAGUGUGAUACAUUCAACAAGAGCACAUCAUUUGGGGUCGCGACUUAUGAUGCCGACAAGAUCGGCAAAGAGGCUGUCUCCAUACUGCGAUCCUUCAAGUUCAGCCCUGGAGACCUGCGCGGCUUGGGUGUCCAGAUGCAAAGAUUGGAACCGAUCAAGCCCUCGGCGGCGCCUGAUGGGAGCCAGAAGAGACUCGAUUUUGGUGCUUUUGGGAAUGCUGGUUCUCAUCCAUCGAAGAAACCGGUAGCACCAAUGGCACCCAUUGGUUUCGAUGACAUUUCCGAAGCCGGUAGCCCGGCAAAAGCAGCAAUUGCAGCUGAACAGACACGGCGAGAUGUGUCUGGAGACCCUAUCUCGGAUAACCCACUUACUCCGCGGAAGCCGAAAGGGCUCUCCAUACAUCCUGCUCUUGCAUUGUCCAGAGCAAAUGAGGCUGAUAAGAAAGCGAACACGCCGUUGAACGUCAUGGGGACUCAAUUUAUCAUGCCGUCAAAUCCAGACCCGGAAGUCGUUGCAGCACUUCCCCAAGACAUCCGAAGCCGACUCAUGGCGCAGCAGCCCCGUCGAGACCCCAAUUUGGUAUCAUCGAGAGAGGGCUCGCCUGUAUUGCAAAACACAGGCGGACGCCAGUCGCGGGAUCAGAGUCCAGCUGUAUUUGAGCCUCAAAUUCCAGCAGACAUUGACCCCGAAGUGUUCAAUGCCCUCCCGGACGAGAUGAAGACCGAAGUGCUUGCACAAUACGCUCCAAGGGCCCGAAAUCCACCCAGUGUACCUGUCCAACCACAAUCACCACGUCGGGACCGUAUUAUCCGUCCGCAGCCUCAAAGAAGCCCUGCCAAAAGAGGACGAGGACGGGGCGGGACCAGGGGCAUGCUGAGCAGGACGCGCGAGAGGCAGCGAGAUGCCAGUGUCGGGCUGAUGCAGACGAGCUUCGUUGCGGUGGGCAACAGGAGGUCAGCACUGGAGAGCGCCGUAGAGGAGAUCGAGGAGCUCGACCAGGCCUUCCUGGCUGAGCUGCCGGAGGAGGUCCGCAAGGAAGUCAUAGCCGAUCACCGCAGGCGCAAACUCGCUCAGAAGUCGGGACUCGGCCUCAACCUGCAAGGCCCCGGGCGGCGUCAUGCCGCGGACCGGGCAAGGGGCACGGCCAGCAGCGGCCAGACCAAGAUCGCCUUCCCAAAACCCCCGGCCAAGGUCUCAUUCACGGCAACCUCGCUCACCUCCAUCCAAGAGGUGAAGGACAUGCUGAGUGCCUGGCACAGAGAGACUCAGGAUGAAGGGCCGCACAGGGCUGAUGUUGAGGUAUUUGAGAGAUAUCUUGCCCGCGUUGUGACGGAGGAGAGAGAUAUGGAAAAGGCCAAGAAGCUGAUAAGGUGGCUGGACUGGCUUGUCGAUGACGGUGAGGAUAGCAAGGGAAGACAGGGGUGGAUGGAUGCUUUUGCUAACGUCAAGAACGCUGUUGAUCGGGCGCUGGGGGAAAGGGGCCUGGGACAUAUGGUGCUCUAGGCGGUGAUUCAUUGGGUACGGAAUCCUAGGCUAUGGCGCGAUUAUCUGUUCAGCGGUAUGGCAGAUGCAGAAUGGAUAUAUGAUGCUAUUUCUUCACAAGGGAGCUGGAUGGCGAUCCGAUUGCCUCGGAGACUGGAACUUACAUGAUGGCAAGGCCCGACACUAGACGGCUGUCCAAAAACCGCUUGCAAAACACCAUGACUUGGUCCAAGACGGGCGACGGGCAAGUGAGUGAUUGAAUAUCUGUAUCCAAGAUGGGACCAGUGACGCGGCGGCUAUGAUCACUUUGUACUUCAUAGUAGACCCGGUGCCCGUAUUGCGAGUUGGAUCACAUAGCACAUUGGGCGCCUUCUGCCAAGCUAGAUCUGGUAGCGAAGUGGCA
This is a messenger RNA of Diaporthe batatas, 4201 nucleotides long. RefSeq lists its product as uncharacterized. The transcript has a single exon. Lineage: Eukaryota; Fungi; Ascomycota; Sordariomycetes; Diaporthales; Diaporthaceae. Bases 232 to 3819 code for a protein of 1195 amino acids. Gene Ontology annotation, biological process: error-prone translesion synthesis; error-free translesion synthesis. The record is from RefSeq and is a predicted model, not a curated record. Gene Ontology annotation, molecular function: damaged DNA binding; DNA-directed DNA polymerase activity; deoxycytidyl transferase activity. Gene Ontology annotation, cellular component: nucleus.